AUGACGGGCGCUCCAGACAGUGGAGGCGAUUCUACUAGUGCUGUAACACUGUCUGUGCCAUAUCUCUGGACGAGUGCACCUGAACUCUACUUCCUUCACAUUGAGUCAAGUUUCUGCUCUGCGAACAGUACCAAAGAAGUUACGAAAUUCCACAGGCUGACUCAGGCUUUGCUAUUACAGGCUCUUUCUCAGGUGCAAUCAUUGAUCCAGAGUACCCCAGUUGACCAACCAUACACGCAGCUUAAGGCAGAACCCCAUCGACUUCUUGCUGUGUCUGAUCGCCAGCGGUAUCACCAGUUAAUUCGCGAGAAGUGUUUGGGUGACCGAAAACACACUGAACUUCUUAGAAGAAUGCAGGGACUUCGUGGUAAGCUCCACAUCGACGAUAAGCUUUUUAGGGAAAUGUUCCUGGAGCGCCUACCAGCUGAUGUUCAAACCAUUCUAGCAUCCGGCUCAGAAGAUCUCUCGGUCACACGGCUAGCCGAGAUGGCAGGCAGGAUGUUGGAGGUGCAGCGGUUCCAACCGCCCUCUGUCGCCCAGCUCUCCAUUUCCUUGUUACCGACGCCAAGUUAGCAGAUUGCGACGCAGAUGGCGGCCAUGGCAGAAGAUAUGGCGUCCCUAAAACUCUAGCUUGCACACCUUACCUUUAGUCGCUCAUCUAACCGUCGUCGUUCCCGUUUACGACCUCGUACAGUUGAUACUUGCUUUUAUCAUACGAGUUCCGGUAAAAAGAACCGUCGCUUUUCCUCGCCCUGCUCUUUUAAGAUGAAACAAUGAAACCAGGCAGCCAGAGAAUAGACGCGACCGUUUUCUUUGGCUCUUCCGGUUCUGGUCGCACCUUCUAUGUCUGCGAUAGUGUGACUCUUAGACGUUUCCUUGUGGACACCGGAGCCCAAAUCAGCGUUAUCCUCCCAACUCCCGUCGACCGUCGCUUCUCCAGCUCUAGUCUUCAUCUCCAAGCUACCAACUGCUCCCCCAUUCUCACUUUCGACAGCCUGUCCCCCACCUCAAACACCAGCCUUCAUCGGUCGUUCUUCUGGAUAUUUGUGAUUGCUGCUGUCCUUCAUUCAAUCCUCGGCUCGAAUUUUCUUGCCGAAUUCGAUCUCCUUGUUGACUGCCGACGAUCCCGACUCCUCGACCGUACAACUGGUCUCUCUGUGCAUGUUUUAACUCCCUUCACUACCUCCUGCAAUUUAUCUGCCUUGGAUACAGCCAUUACUAGCUCCUUCCGGAAAAAUGCUCCUUAAACACCCCUAACACAAUCAACCCCCAGUUUUGCAGUGGUGGGUUUCAACGUGACAUUUUGCACCAUAUACGCACCUCAGGUUCUCUGGUGUUCACUCGGCAUAGACGACUAACGCCUGCUCGCCUGCAGGCCGCGAAGGCAGAUUUUGGGCCCAUGCUGCAACUGGGCAUUAUCCGGCCAUCCGAAAGCCCCGGGGCGUCCCCCGGACACAUGUUGACCAAGACGACAUCGGGCCACUGGAGACGCUGCGGUGAUAACCGUACCCUCAGUAAUGCCACCAUUUUUGUUCUACAUCUUCAGGACUUCGUUAGAGCCCUCUUUGACAAAACGGUCUUCCCGAAGAUUGACCUGGUGGGUGCCCUUCAUCAGAUUCUGGUUGCCCAUGAGGAUAUCCCCAAAACUGCAGUCACUACACUUUUUGGCCUCUUUGAAUUCAUCCACAUGCCCUUGGGUCUUCGUGACGCAGCCCAAAUGUCUCAGAGGUUCAUUGCUCAUGUCUUACGUGACAUACCGCUUGUGUGCGCCUACAUCGAUAACCUCUUGGUAGCCAGCCAGAAUGUCGAAGAACACAAAGAGCACCUUGCCUUUGUUUUGGACCGCACUGACAAGUGUGAUGCCAUCAUCAACCCCUCAAGGUGUUUUUGGCGUGCCUUCGCUCGAAUUCCUCGGCCAUCAUGUUGACUCAGAAGGUUUGCCUCCCAGGUCCUCCAAGGUUGGAGCAGUUCGUGAUUUCCCUCCACCAACCUCUUAGCGUCAGUUGCAGUGAUUCCUCGGCAUGGUUGACUUUUACCGCCGGUUCCUACGCUCAUGUGUUCGUCCGUUGUGACCGUGUGUGCCAGCUGCUGGAAUCACCAUACGAAGGACAGUUCCGUGUGCUCGCACCCAGCACCAAGGUCUGCCGGAUCCUUCGCUGGGACAAAGAGGACGUGGUCAGUGCCAAUCGGGUCAAGGCUGUUGUCGCAGAGGAGCCAACGCACCUGCCUCAAGGGCAAGGUGGUGCUGACCCCCUAACCCCUGUUCCUCCACCUCCGCUAUCUCCUGUUUCCCCACCUUCCCUACUCCCUUCUCCUUCCCCUCCUUUGCGCUCUAUCCCACCGUCUCUCAUAUUUCCUCUCCCUACCUGCCUACCUCAUCCAACUGCAACCUUAUCUUCCUCCAUCGUAGCACGCACUCAACCCUCUUCAGCUGUAGCUUCUGCUUAUAUCACUCAUAGUGGCCGUCACAUUCAAUUCCUUGAUCGUUUAGUUACGCAUUUCUUCUAG
Messenger RNA from Spirometra erinaceieuropaei, 2508 nucleotides. The record is from the annotation of a GenBank genome assembly. Lineage: Eukaryota; Metazoa; Platyhelminthes; Cestoda; Diphyllobothriidea; Diphyllobothriidae.